Messenger RNA from Phialemonium atrogriseum, 1146 nucleotides. Its product is annotated as enolase C-terminal domain-like protein. Lineage: Eukaryota; Fungi; Ascomycota; Sordariomycetes; Cephalothecales; Cephalothecaceae. Gene Ontology annotation, molecular function: galactonate dehydratase activity. Gene Ontology annotation, biological process: amino acid catabolic process; D-galactonate catabolic process. The record is from RefSeq and is a predicted model, not a curated record. The coding region runs from base 1 to 1146 and encodes 381 amino acids. The transcript is spliced from 4 exons.
AUGGGCAAGAUCGUGUUGAUGGAGUAUUUCCGCGUCCCCCCGCGCUGGCUCUUCGUCAAGAUCACCGACGAGGCUGGGAAUGUCGGCUGGGGGGAGGCGUCUCUGGAGGGACAUACUCAGGCAGUCGAGGGGUGCCUAGACGCCUGGUUUGAGAGGUACAGUGGUAUGGAAGCCGACGAUAUCGAGCACAUAUGGCAAAUGUCAUGGCGGACAAGUUUCUACCGUGGAGGCCCCGUCUUCAUGAGCGCUCUCGCAGGCAUUGAUAUCGCCUUAUGGGACCUGAAAGCCAGGAAACUCGGUGUUCCCAUCUACCAGCUGCUGGGAGGCAAAGUGAGAGACAAGAUCAAGGUCUACGCCUGGAUAGGCGGUGACCGGCCAGGGGAUGUCGAAGCUCAGGCACUAGCCCGCAAGGCACAAGGCUUCCACGCCGUCAAGAUGAACGCGACCGAGGACCUAGGCUGGCUAGACUCCCCCUCCGCCCUCGACGGGUGCGUCGCGCGCGUAGCAGCCGUCAAGGCGCUAGGCAUGGACGCAGCAGUCGACUUCCACGGGCGCGUGCACCGGCCGAUGGCGCGGCAGCUGGCCCGGGCGCUGGAGCCGCACCGGCCGCUCUUCAUCGAAGAGCCGCUGCUGUCGGAGCACGCGGGGGCGCUCGCGGACCUGGCGCGCUCGACGAGCUGCCCCGUGGCGCUCGGCGAGCGCCUGCACAGCCGGUGGGACGCGCGGCCCAUGCUCGAGGCAGGGUGCGUCGACGUCCUGCAGCCCGACGUCGCGCACGUCGGCGGCAUCAGCGAGAUGCGUCGCCUGGCCGCCAUGGCCGAGGCGUACGACGUCGCGCUGGCGCCGCACUGCCCGCUGGGCCCGGUCGCGCUGGCGGCUUGCUUCCAGGUCGAUGCGGCGACGGCGAAUUUCGCCAUACAGGAGAUGGGGCUGGGGAUACACUACAACAGCACGGGGCAGGAUAUCACCAGCUACAUCAAGAACCCCGAGGUCUGGGAUGUCGAGGAUGGGUACGUGCCUAUCCUGUCUGGGGUGGGGUUGGGUAUCGAGAUCGACGAGGAGCAGGUGAGGGAGCUGUCAAAGGAUGCGAAGGCGUGGGUCAGCCCCGGGUUCAUCGGGCCGGGGGGCGAGAUCCGCGAGUGGUAG